UAAAAAUAUGUCUAAUUGUUGGUUUCUCUGGCACAUUAAUGGCUGACGAAAAAUUCCUUUCUUUUAAGUAGAAAAAUCAUCACAAGCAAGUUGAAAAUGGUACGUAAGUGUAGUUAAGCGUGAGUUGAAUUGAUUGUGAUAGUUUUAAGCAGUGGAAAAUGGAGUUUUGUUGCGAAACUUCGCUUUUUUCUAAACGGGUCAAUUAUUCCUGUCCUGACUGACAUUUUUUCGAUUAUUUUUUUAUUGCUCCCGUGCUUCUGGCUGGCCUAUGGUGCUGUUCGGAUACGGAUGCUUUUCCGUCGUCGGGACGCAGUAUGUGUGAAGUGUUCGCUUGAGUGUUGGUGGUUGGUCGGUCGCGCAUAGUGCUUUCAGCUUGGCUGCUGGUGUUGUGUGUUGACUUUUCGGAAGAACCAGCCGAUUCGAUUCGAUUUGAGAUUGUGAGCAGCAGAGUGAGUCUCCGACCGAAAAGCUUACGCGCUGCUACUUCUGCUUCCUCUCGAGACUGUUCCUCCAAGUUGGUGCUGACAUCUUUUGCUACUGCCAGAAGAUGUUGCUGGCUAUAAACUGUUAUGAUUUGAUCAGAGUCGUUUUUUAAUGAACAGUGAAGUGUAGUGUAUUUAUAAAGAAAAAUGCAAUUCUGGAAGGCAACUGUGAACAUACAUUACGGAUUCCGCAAAUGUGUCUUGCAUGAGCACAAUCAAUGCCAGCAGUUCGCAAGCAAACUCGGCCACAGUGAUGGCGAGGUUGAAGGCUAUUUCUGAAUCGAAAACGGUCAGCAGCGAAUGAAUAUAUAGGUAUACAGUGAAAAAUAAUAAAACGCAGACAAGAUCGAUGAUUGCAAAUGAGAUGGACGACGAGAGUGCUUUGCUUCCCUUUUUCACUCUGGAAUUCAAGCAGGACGAUGAUAAGCAUUGAUUAGUGCCAAAAGGCACUCUUUGUGAUGGGCUGAGCUGUAGUUUCUGUUGUCCGGUACAUCAACUGCAAAAGCGCCACAUAAGGUCUAACAAAUAGUAUAAUUUUCUGUACCUCAGCUGUUUUAUAUGUGCGCAGAGACACUUGCGGCUUAGCUAGAGCGAACAAAUAAAAAAAAAGUCACGAUGGGUCUCAUCGAAUGCCCUGUUUGUACCCUGUACCUCCGAGCCGAUAUGAGCUUGGAGGAACAUCUUGGGACACAUCCAACGGAUAAGGUUAUCAAAGCUUUGGUAUCAAUGGCCACCAAAACGCAACCGCUCGGAUCUGCCCAAUCACCUGCACCAAACACUGUUGCAAGUCCGACUACUAUCAACACAUCAAAUCCCAUGGAGCUGGCAAUGAUGGCAGUAGCAUCCAGUUCACGUCCCCGUACACCACCGAAUGCGCUCAUGUAUCACAGUAGUGGAUAUGAGUCGAUGAAACAAGAAGCUCCGCCUCCUCCACCGCCACCACCUGCACCGAUUGUGCCCACUUCCGUUCCAACUGCAAUUACCGUUGUGAAAGCUUCCGAUAUGGGUUAUCCGAUAAACAAUGUUAUGAUCGUCAAAAGCUGCAGCACUAAGUACGUACAUCAAAUACCGCAGUCAAGUGGCAGUACCGGUGGAAUUGGGGCGACUACAGGAACAGCAACGUUUUAUCCUUCCAGUUCGCUCGAGGGAAGAAACAUAUUUAUAGAACCUGAUCGAGGAGGAGCGUGUGGGACAUUGACGGCUCGUCGUCAACUAGCUCCUUCGUUCUAUCCUCGUUAUACAAAUGAGCGUUAUUCUGGCCCUCCUCCUCCCUAUAGUACGGCAAUUUCAUCAACGAUCUCUGCCAACUCACACCUGCAGCAGUCUUCGAUGACGGGGCUUGUCUCAAAAUAUGAACAGAAAGCAGUCCUACAACCACAGCAACAGCAAUCGUUCUGUUCCACUGGAUCAUCGACACCUGCCGUAGUACAUGCCGUGCCCACAAUUGCUAUUACACAACAGCAACAACAGCAAAUUUAUCAAACACAACCACGUCCAUCCCCGACACCUACCAUGCAACAGUCGUCGGUCGCAAGUCAGCAGCAGAAUCAGCAGGUGCAGCUACAGACUACCAAUUUCAAACAUCAAAACUUCCUGCAAGCUCAGUACACAGAAAAAGACGAUGGGAACUUCGUAGUCACCGAAAAUCCUAAGAAAGUCGUUGAAUAUACAGAAAACGAUGAAGGUAAUUUUAUGGUUAUUGAAAAGAUCGUCAAGUCACCACCGAGGGUUGUCCAAACCAGUGACGAGAUGGAAUUAUCGUUGCCGUCUGAAGAUGUAACGCAUAUGAAGUCUGAAGAUCACUUUGAAGAGGAUGAAGAACAGAAGGACUACGAUGAGAUGAUGAUCGAUGAAGAUGAAUCAUAUGAAGUAAAAGAUAUAGACGAUCAAGAUCAUUCGCAGACAGACACUAUUGAAAUAAUAGAGAAUGAAGACGGUACCUUCGACGACAAUCGAGGAUGCUUCGGAGUUAAACAGAUGCCCAAACCGAUGUUGAUCAAUAGUAUUGGAAGCACUAAAAAAUGCAACAAGUUCAAUUUAUUCGUCGACUCAUCCCAGUCACACGGAGGAGCAUCUACAAGUGGCACGAUAACACCACGGAAAAGACCAACCAGUGGGUUGAAAGUGUUGAGUAAUGUGAAAGUCACCACGGAUUUAUCUCAAGGCAUCAAAGAUAUUAUACUGAAUCUGAAUAGCAAAAAUAAAACCACCAAUGUCACUGCGAGCAACGGAUGCUCUCCGAAUUUGGAUGGAAUUCAGACUUCAUUUAUCGCGGGAACUAAACCCACUGCAGUUGUAAAUAACAAUUGCCAAAACGAGCUUAUAAUAAAUGCGGGCAGCAACAUGCCUCCGAUUGAUCUCAACAAUGUCAACGACAUCGAAAUUAUUAACGACGACGAGGAGGAUAAUCCUUCGGAUGAGGAAGAAGAGUGUUACGUUGGUUCAAUGGAAGUGAAGGCAACCAGCGCCGAUGCUUUCCGAUUAGAAAAAGAUGCCGCGGAGGCAGAGUCGUCUAGAAGUGCUUCCCGUGCUACUCCAACUCCCUCGGUAAUCACAAGCGUCAUCCGUAUGACUCCUCAUUCAUCGCCGGUAGUUGCUCCGUUAACAUCACCUCAACCAGCACCAGCAAGCGUUCAGACAACACCAACCCCUACUGUUGAAUCCAUUGAUCCCCCACAAUCGAUGAAAACAACUCCAGUGGGUACCAGUGAAGCUUCGUUAUCAUGUAGAUCGUCUACCACAUCCAUUCAGAAGCCACACACAGCAAGAAAACCUGUGCAAACUGCCAACUGCUCUUCGGGGCUUAUAUUCAACAAACCUCCGAAAAAACUGACCGUUAAACUAAAAACUCCCCUGCCUCCGGCGCCACCGCCAACACCACCACUUGUCUCAAUUACCCCAGCCCAGGUUGUACCGAAAGUAGAACGUAUUACAGGCGAUUCCGAGGAACAAGAAUACCAGCACAACGAACAGGAAACUUCAUUAGCUGGUGAAAAUGUUCCUGAUAAUCAUGAAGCACCGCCGUAUUUGCUCUCGCCUGCUAUCCAAGAAAGCAAGUUCAUCGUUUCCGAAUGCAACCAAGUACAAUCGGAGAUGCGUUCCCCACCCAUGAUCGAUGGAGAAGGGACGUCUUCUGAUAUGAAGUUCAGUGCAUCAUCGUCGAAAACCGUAACAACCUACAUAACAACAAAGAUAGAGAAGGAUGCUCAACUCGCAGAAACUGUAGUUUUCACCCAGUCGUCGUUGAAUCAUGAGAACAGUAACUGUGCUAUGAUAUCCAGCCCUAAUUCCAGCUCUCAAGAGAAUCACCAGAUCCAGGAUGCUGCCAUUCCAACAUCAUCACAGGAGAUCGUUCAAACCACCACAACUACGGAGGUCGAAUGCUUCAACAUAACUUUCAUCGACGACGAAGGAGGUGUUUUGAAUAACCUUGCAAACACUAGUUCCGGUGCUAUGGCGAUACACGAGGUGAUAGCACAAAAUUUGGAAAUCAGCAACGACAAUUGCACCACCACAAUCGUAAAACAAGAUGAGGAAGUUGAUCAAAAGACUAACAUUGCCAGUGGGUGCAACAUAGAGAUUACCGAAGUUUAUGCACUCUCACCUCACAGUGCACCGCAAGGGCCAAGUGACACCGAAAAUGCAACAUCACCCGCUACGGAAGAAUUUGAACCGGCGGAUCUUAAGAGUCGAAUCAAAAUCGAAAAAGUCGAAAAACCUACUCAAGGUGAGGAGGAAAAUUCAGCCAACGAUAGUGAAAGGACAGAAGAAGACAGGGUAGCUAAAAUAGAACCCAACACUUCUGUUAAUUCCAUGUCUAUAUGUAACAGUAACAUCUAUCAAAACGAUCAAAAAGACCUGCUCGAGGCUGGACCUUCGAGAGAAAUGACAACCGUUGAUAGCAAUAGUGGUAGCAGCGCAACGCAUAGCCGUGCCGAAAACGUUGAGCCAACAUUCCUUGAGUAUAGUGCCGAGUACGAUGAUUAUGUUCCGGUCAACGGCUAUGGAAUUCCACAAGAACAGAUUCCGCUGUCGUGGGUGCAAAAGUUCAGCCCGCAAUAUACUCCAUUCGAUGACCAAAAUUCCUACAUGGAUUUGGACAUGUGCAGCAGUAAGACAAACUCCAAUAGCGUUGGGGAAAACAGUGCCAUCAGUGGGGGUAGUGGCAGUGGAAGCAAUGGCAGUCGCAACGGCACCAGUAUGGAUCGGGCGCCAUCGGCCGAGAGUCUGAAUAUUAGAACAGACGAGAAGAUGCCUGCCAAGGGCGAAAUAUCGGAACAGGAGAGCAACGGAGACAUGGAACUGUCGUGGAACAGGCUAUACCCAGUCCACGAAAAUAUACCCAUCUAUCCCAGUUCGUACGACCUUUCGACAGCGCAGGAAUGUUGGAACUUGAGCAAUCGUCAUUCCAGUGCUCAUAACAACAACAGCUGCAGUAGCAACACAAGCAACAAUCACCUGGCAGCAGGGCUGUCAAGUUCCGAUAUGGCAACAGCUAACCAUUUAUCCCAUCCUUACCAUCAGGGCCAUCAGUCGCACGGGAUGAGCUUCCAAUUUGCUCAGCAUAGUGAGAAUCGGAACGAGAUAGAUGACCAGCUGGAUGACAAAUCGAAAAUUCGUUUGGACUACGGAGUAAGUGCGGAAGAGAGCUAUGCAUGCUUAGGUCCCAGUGGUAGCGGUGCAUUGAAUGAUGAGGCCAGCAGAAAGCUGGUUAAGAUCCGUACUUAUCGUUGUACCGAAUGUCCCAAGUCCUUUGGCACAUUGAAGCAACGUCGUGCGCAUAUUUUAUCCGAACAUGAGACGGACAGUAAGGUGAACGUGAUGGGCGCGGCUUCGGCGACGGUGACAUCCGGUGCAUCAUCAACGGUAACAUCUGCAUCGGCAUUGGGAUUCUUUUCGAGUCCAGCGGCAUCGGCAGGGGAGGGAUGUAGCACUUCUUUGUUGAAUAAAAAGAUUAAAAUCGAACCACAACCUAUGCUUAUGUGCUACAGUUCACUGAAACAGGAAUUGGAGCAGAAGCUAGAAGGUGGAGAAGUGGCUGGACCAUCUAAUGCUAUUGUAGCGGGUAGUGGUGGGGAGGUACGUCGGAAACGUACAUAUGUUUGCUGUACGUGCAAGCAAGAAUUUGAUAGGUUCAAACUGUUCAAUGCCCAUCUUAUGACACAUCCGGCCGAGUGUUAUGCCUGUGGGAGAAGCUUUAAACAUUGGCCGAACUUUGCACUGCACAUCAAGAGACACUUGGGAAUCAAAGAUCAUCAGUGUCGGCUUUGUGGGAAGAAAUUUGUCAUCAAGCAGAAGCUCAUAGAGCACAUGAGAGUUCACACCGGGAAGGCCCCGAUCAAGUGUCCCGACUGUGAUCAGCACUUCCGGCGAUUCUCAAAUUUGGCUCAACACAGAAAUCGGCAUCACUUGAACAAGGUUCCUUGCAAGAAAGAUUUUGUCUGUGAUUGCGGAGAGGUUUUCCAAUCGAAAGCUAAAAUGGAGUGGCAUAGGGAAAUUCACGAGAACAAGCCAAAAAGUUGCCCCUUCUGCCGGGAGAAGUUCAUUCACAAGAACAGUCUGACCAGACACAUCCGCCUGUCCCAUACGGAAAAGUAUGUGAAACUUGAAACGGCCACAGAAAUGUGCACAAUUUGCAAUCAACCGUACAUUAAGACAAGCAUGAAACGUCACAUGGAAACGCACACCGAUGAGCGGAUGGCUUUCUCCUGUACGAUAUGCAAUAAAGUUUUCAGCACCAACUGGAACCUGAAGCAGCACAGAUGGACACACGCCAAUCCGACGUUGAAACCGUUCCAGUGUAAUAUGUGCUCGAGUGGAUUUGUCCGCGAGGCAGACUACAUCACUCACAUGAAUGCUCACAAAUCCAUACGACCGUACACGUGCAACCACUGCGGUUGUCAGUUUAUCCGCAAAUACAACUGGAUUCGACAUACCCGCGAGCAUGAAACGGAUAAGAACUACACCUGCGAAAGUUGUGGCCGGAAGUUCCACCGGAAGUACUAUCUAACCGAACACAAACGGAUACACACCGGUGAACGGCCGUUCUCGUGUAACAUUUGUGGCAAAACUUCCUCGACCAAGACGAACCACAACAAGCACAUCAAAAUCCAUCACGCACGGGAUCCGUUGACAGCGGAGGGUUAAUCUUUCAGGUGUCAGUUCCUGGGGUAGCGUUCGAGUUCGAGUUCGAAUCGAAUCAUUUAUGUGAAAUGCCGUACUACUACACAUUUAUUGUUGACGGAGUUUGACUACAGUAUAUUCGUAUAAUUUCGCAUAAUUCGACUGUCUAAUUAAUAUCGUGUUGCGACAAGUUUUGUUUUUGCAUUUUUAAAUGGUUGCACAUCGGAAAUAGUGUCGGAAGCGGCAGCAACAUCAGAAUUUAAUUUGGUACAAUGAAAGUUUUUCUUUCUACUAGUAGACUUCUAUUGUGAAAUCAAAAAUAGACAAAAUAGUGUAUAACAUUAUUUAUUUUAGUAUAAAAUUCGUUUUACUACAUAAUUACGAUACCCGAUCUAUGAAGCAAGCCUGAUUAUAAGAAACAACAUACAAAGAACUGAUUGCUAAACCAGAAGCCAUGGAAAGGUGGCUUCUGACUCCACACACAAUAUCGAUCUUUUUUAUAUGGCGGUAAAACGUAAGCCUCCGUUUUAGGGUGUUUGAUUUCGUAUAGACAUUCGAUUUUCCAACGGCUCACAACCUGCUGCAUAUUUGGUUCGGUAUGCUGAUGUCGGCUUGUGCAAUAAUUUUAAAACAUUUAUGUGAAACUUUUUUUUUUUUUAGUAAGAAACAUAAUCCUGCAAACCAUCUAAAAAAAAGUCAACGUUAGAAAAUUUCUAAAUUCGAAUCAAUAAAAGUUCCAUAGUGUUCUAUAAAUCUUAUGUACAAAACUGAGUAUUUUUCAAAAGAAAUUGCCAAAAUUGAAUCAGGUCAAUAAUAUUUUUUUUUAUGAAAACUUCAAAAACGUGAAAUGAAAAAAAAAGUGGAAUUUUGCCACCAAUGGAAAGUUGUUUACAAAAAUAAUACAAAAAGCUUUGGUCUAGUGACAACUGUGACAUGAACACUAUACUCUAAUAAAUGUUCAUUGGGCCGUUUGAAUAACGAGAGUAAAGUAAAGCCCUGUGCUUUCCUUAUAGGGAAAGUAAACUAAACUCUUUUAUUCAUACGACCCAUUGUUUCGUAAAAAUAGUACUUACCGUAAACUGGAGUUGGGGGGGAAGAUUUGAUAAUUU
Molecule: messenger RNA, 7714 nt
Organism: Ochlerotatus camptorhynchus
Lineage: Eukaryota; Metazoa; Arthropoda; Insecta; Diptera; Culicidae
Exons: 5
Coding region: 1098-6629 (1843 amino acids)
Source: RefSeq, a predicted model, not a curated record